GUUAGGGAAAGGUAGUUUUAAAGGAAUAUUCUUGCGUUAAAUUCUAUUCGAGAGAGAGAUUAAUACAAUUCAUCUUAAACACUGGUCAGGAUGUGUAAAGUAAUCUCAAGUACAAUUUUGGUGCUGUUCAAUAUUCCACUUGUGCUCAUAGGCCUAGGACUGGUGGUCUUCGGUGCUUUAAUAAGAUGGAAUGAAAAAAUUUUGGUUGAACGAAUUACUCCUGCACUUAUUGAAGAAAUCGAUGAUGAAAAUGCACGUGAAGCUGCUCAACAGCUGUUAGAGGAAAAAAUCACCCUAUUCGCUUCCUAUGGUUUGGCAAUCUUUUUGUUUGGACUCUUUAUCUGUCUGUUAUCUUUGUGUGGAAUAUGCGGUGUAUGCUGUAAAAACAAAAUCCUACUUGGUCUGUAUGCAACUUUUCUUCUGAUCAUAUUUUUGGCUCUACUUGUAUUCACCAUUGUGUUUGGAACACGUAAAAACUGGUUCCGCGAUGAGUUGGGGAUAACUUAUAGAAGAUCCAUCAUUACCGAUUAUUAUAUGGAUAACAAUUCCCCGCCAAAUACUGGUUUUACUGUAUUUGUUAAUGAAAUUCAACAGAAGCACAAAUGUUGCGGUUCCUUUGAUUAUCGUGACUUUCAAGAUAAUGAAUCAUUCAAGAGACAAAACUAUAAAAUUCCAGCCUCAUGUUGUAAAGAAAUGAAUAACAAAGAGUGCUGGGAACGCCCAACAUCACAGAACAGUUACCGAGACAAUGGUUGUUCUGAAUUCAUAUGGUCGGCAGCACAACCAAGCUAUCAGGUCAUUCUAUACUCACUCAUCGGUCUGCUAAUAACAACGGGAGAAAAUUCAACUACUGUAAGCACGUGUCAGCUACACUGUCUGAUUUCUGCUUAUCCACUUAUCUGCUCAGUUCAGCUUCAGUACGUAUAUCUUAUGCAUGUAGUAAACAGAGUUCGAAAUAUCCAGUGGACGCUGAACUCAUCAAAAACAUUAUUACCUGAUAAUUAUUAUUACUACUGUGUCGAUGAGCAAUGUAAUCAAUAAUUUUUUUUCUGUAUGACUGCAUGUAAGCUAAUCAGUGAAGAUUUAAAAUGACUGCAAAAUAUUUUACUUACAAUAAGCAGGUCAAAAUAAAGUUUCAAAAUUUACUAUUUCAUUCAAUGUUAUUCUGUCAGUAGUUUUCCCCUUCAUAAACGCUAUCCUGUCAUCUACUUUGUAAACGGAUCACGGAAGAAUGGCAAAAUAGAAAGAGUGUUGACAAAAAAAGCAAGGUGAAGUAGAAAAUACCAGCUAAUGCACAUUAUUGGCCUUAUUCAUACGUGGGUAGUUAGUGCAAAUCAGCUGAAAAAUCCACUUAAACUGUUUUCUUACCCUCCCGUAUAUCAUCUCAUCUCAUCUACACCUGUACUACCACGUCAGACUAUGCAUGUAUCACAGCAUUAACAUGAAGUAACUUUAUGAUGAAUAAGCACCAUGGAAAAUAUAUCAAUGCCUUUUCGACAAUUGUACACCUUUGCUAAACUAAAAGUGAAAGUGAAGUAAUCCAGGUGAAUGAAUGAUGUAAUUGUCUGUUCUUCUGUCUGUUGUGUUUUGUUUACGCGUGGACUGUUUUUGCUUAUCUGCUUUCAAGUUUAUCACCAGUUCAGUACUUUUCAUGCAUACCAUCCCAUAUUGUAUUCGCUUUCAAAAACUUUAUUGUGGUUUUUUUCCGUAAUUUGUGCCUGAUGAAAAUCAUUAAAGUUCAACAAGUCCCCUAAUUAAUAAUUAUCAUUUCAACCUUUCAAUAACAGUGAUUAAUAGUC
This is a messenger RNA of Heterobilharzia americana, 1799 nucleotides long. Lineage: Eukaryota; Metazoa; Platyhelminthes; Trematoda; Strigeidida; Schistosomatidae. The record is from the annotation of a GenBank genome assembly.